AUGGGCGAACACGGCCUUGAUUGGCUCCAAGAAAAGGCAAUCGGCUGGAGCCACCGACCUCCAGUUAACAAGAUUGACACCCACCACCACUGUGUGCCGUCCUUUUAUGCCAAGGCGAUCGAGGAGCAAGGAGGCGACCCAAGUGGCUGGCCAACUCCCCACUGGAGCCCGCUGGCUUCAAAGCUGCUGAUGAAACGCGUGGGAGUUCAAACAGCUGUACUUUCUGUCACAGCUCCUGGAGCUUGUAUCCUACCAGAUCGUAAAGCACGCGCUCAACUCGCAAGAAAGUUGAACGAAUAUUCAGCAGAUCUCAGGGACAAGGAGCCGGAGAAAUUCGCCUUUUUUGUGUCAUUACCCAAUAUCCUUGACACGGAGGAUGCUCUCGCGGAAAUUGCCUACGGGUUAGAUAGUCUCCGUGCCGACGGAGUCACUCUUUUCACUCGCUACGGCUCCUCCAACACCUACCUUGGUCAUCCAGAUGUUGAACCAAUUUGGGCAGAACUCAACAGACGAGGCUGUGUGGUGUUUGUCCAUCCCACCCAUCCAGUUGACACCAACCCCGUGAACUCAAAGUUACCACAGCCAGCUAUUGACUACCCUCACGAAACAACUCGUACAGCGAUGGAUAUGAUCACCAACGGAACCCGACUGAAGUAUCCCGCCUGCAAAGUCAUCCUAUCCCACGCCGGCGGAGCCCUGCCCUAUAUCAUCUCGCGCGUUACGACCCCUAUGAGAAAAGCACCCGACUUUGCAGUCUCGCAUCGUAUGGGAACAACGCAUGACAGGUCAAUGGAGUCUUUUCGUAGCUUCCACUUUGAUCUGGCGUUGAGCUCCUCGCCGCAGGUCCUGGAUAUGCUGUUGAAAAUGGUUCCGCGUGAUCACAUCUUGUAUGGGAGCGAUUUCCCGUAUGCCCCGGUAACUGCCUAUCCGGCAUUUUUGGAGGCGCUUGAGUCGUAUGAAAUGAGUCCGGAGUUGAGAGAUAUGAUCAACUUUGGGAAUGCGAUGAAGCUGUUCCCGCGGUUGUCAAGGCAGAGAGGCGGUACUUCGUAG
This is a messenger RNA of Penicillium macrosclerotiorum, 1050 nucleotides long. RefSeq names its product amidohydrolase family protein. The record is from RefSeq and is a predicted model, not a curated record. Gene Ontology annotation, molecular function: hydrolase activity; carboxy-lyase activity. Lineage: Eukaryota; Fungi; Ascomycota; Eurotiomycetes; Eurotiales; Aspergillaceae. The coding region runs from base 1 to 1050 and encodes 349 amino acids. Gene Ontology annotation, biological process: secondary metabolic process. Gene Ontology annotation, cellular component: cytoplasm; cytosol. The transcript has 2 exons.